AUGCUGCUCCAACAAAUGAUGGCCAAAUCGCAGAAUGCGCAAAGAACUCUCUGGAUCGGCGACGUUCCCGCAACCUGGGAUGCCGACAAGCUUGAAUCCGUCUUCGUGGUUUGUUCUUUCUGACAUAUUCUCUUUUUUAAAAACGUCUAUUUUCAGGAAAACGGCUACAGACCAUUCAGAGUCAAGCGUGUGGAGCUGAAAGGAGAGGUAAGAUUAAAAAUAGACUUUGUUCAAUUUUACGCAAUGUUAAUUUUUCAGCCCCAGCCUUAUUGCUUCAUCGAAUUUGCUAGUUUUGAGGACGCGCGUAACGCUUUAUUCGAGCUCAACGGAAAUAAAAUUCCUGGUGAGAGGGCGAGACUUCGGUUCAACCUCUGUUUUGCAAAUGACAGUGCCCAGUUAGUUUUCUCUAAAAAAUUCUUACAAAGAAAACUUAUUUUUAGUGAAUACAGUUUAUCGGUUUCUAACCUUCCUUUCGACUUCACCGAGGCAGAUUUGUACAGAGUAAGUGGAAGUUUGCUUUUUUGUUUUUAAAAGUUUCAUUUAUCUGAUUUAAAUGGAAGAAAAACUUGCCAACUUGAUAUAUUCGGACAAGAAAAAUCGUUUUACUUUUCCACUGAAAGUUUGCUUUAAAUUCGCCAGAACGCUCUUUGAUGUACCAGAGCAAGAUUCUUAAAUCCUCAACCUGCACGGUUUUUUAAUUUUUGAGAAAAAAAGGGUCAAAGCUCAAAAAAUCUCAUUUAAAUGGCUUUGGGGGGCUAUCAUCAACUUUGAGGCUACUUUUCUGAAAAACUGAGGAGUUGUGCCGGUUGGAGCUAUUUUGAUCUGGUUCAUCGAGGAGUUUUUUGAGUAAUUUUUAGAAAGUCCCAAAGCAAAAUUACUUUCCUUGUUUGCGAUGCUUCAGAAUACUCUAAAUUGUUUUAAAGAACUCCACCCUGAGUUUUUUCAUAAAAAUUAUAUAGUUUCAAGUUUCAUACUAUGUCGUUGAACUUAACAUUUACACACAUUGUAGAUCCACCUUCUGGCCUUAUUCAAUAAAAAGCGCACAAAAACAUAAACUUUUUCCCACAAUAACGGAGGUGUUCUUUAGGUGUUUGACAAGUAUCACUCUUGUCGAGGUGCUAAAAUCUUCCGUCACUCGAACGGCGAUUCCAAAGGCAGCGGCUACAUAAGAUUCGGUGAUGAGACCGAUCAGCAACAGGCGUUGGUGAGCUUUUUGAUUUUGAACACAAGGUGAAAUAAAAGUUUUUUCACUAUUAGAGAAUAACAAUAUUUCACGAAAAAAAAGACGAUACUAAACAUAAUAACAGAGUUUUCAGGUGGAGAUGAACCGAGUCAAGGUCCGCUCAAAAAUCAUGACGCUUCGUUUGAGUCAACACCGAGAAAGGGCUGCUCGAAAUGAAUUGGUGGGCUUUGAAGCUGAAAAAUCGGUUUCUUUGGAUUUUUGUCAAUACAUUUCUCUUCUCAAUACGAAGGAAGAUGCGUGUUUUGGAUAUUUUAUACCAGAAUAUUCGAAAUUUCUGUUUUUCUGUUUUUUCAGACACCGCACAAAGCUAAAAUUUUAAGACACUCUGGUUUACUGAAGCCUGAAGUCAAAUUAUUCUCAAAAGAGAUAUUUAAAAUAAAUGCAAAAAUUAUUUUUUAAAUGCAAAAAUUAUACAUCAUUUUUGUUCAGAUGUCACAAAUGAGCCAGAUAGACCCAAACUACGCAAUGACAAUGAUGCCGCCUCCUCCGGUUUAUCAGCAACCGGUGGCUUCCGGAUACGCCGGUUACAGCAGUUAUGAUGAUCGGAGUCGAUACACGUCGGUCCCUUCACUUGGUUCGGUAAGGAAUUUUUUUUUGGAAGAACGUAUCAAAUAGUUUCUUGGUUAUCAGAGACUUUCUAAAAUGGCUUUGCGUUAUCCCUUGAAUAACUUGACAGUUAUCAGCAAUUUUUCGAAUUUUUUUAUUGUACUGAAAAUAAAAAUGAAAGUAGCAUUUUUUUUUAGCUUGGGAGCCAAAUUUGCAAAGUAGUGAAAAAAGGAAGGUUCUAUCAGAACAUCGAUAGAAAAAAAUUUAAACAAGCAUUGAAAAAAAAUUAUGUACUCGAUUCACCGCGAACCUGAUACAAAGUACUGGAAGGGCCUCUUUUUCGCUAGUUUUGCGAUAUUCUAAGUAGCUAAACGCUUUGCUCAAACCGGGUAAAUACAAUAUAAUCCUGAGAGGAAAAUUUUUUCGAAAGAGGCUAAAUAAAUUACUUUGAUCAAAUUUGAAUAAACCUUGAUAAAACCAAAAAAACCUCCGCAAAAUAUUUUUCUUCUUAUUUCUGUUCCACUUCUUUGUACGAAGACCUUUUGACGUUUAUAAGUAUUGAAAUCAGCGGUGAAUAAAUUAUAUAGCCUUGAAAAAUCUUGAACAUAUUGAGAAUUUUUAAAACGAGUUCAAUGCAAACGCAAUAAUCCAACGUUAUAAAUAUUGAUCAGCUCUCGUCAAAUCCAAUUUUUCCCAGUUUCGAAAUGUUUAUAUCGUAUCGUCAUUUAACAGGAAAGCGCCAGAAAGUCGAGCUCGAAGUAUGGUGACCACUUCUCGAUUCCAGCCCCACCUCCUCCCGUGGACCCAACGGCGAAAAUUCCUGGGGACGAGAAUAUCGACGACGUGAUCCGACUUUCACUUUGCCGUGAGUUCCAAUUUUUUAAAACUUACUCAUCAAUUUUCAAAUUUGCUCGCAAGAACAUUUAUUUUUCCAGUUGAAAGCAAAAACGUCGCUCUGGCAAAUAAAGCCCUUCUCAUGUACAACGAAGACAUUUUCGACGAUUUGGAGAGCAGCAGGUUUUUUGAAUCGAAGUAUUUUUUCAUGACCAAACUGUUUACAGAUGGUCUUCUGUAGUGGCGGUCCCUCGGAUGACGAAGGACAUGUUUGAGAAGAAGCUGGAAGAAGCCAAGUGGACUUUUUGA
Molecule: messenger RNA, 2932 nt
Organism: Caenorhabditis auriculariae
Lineage: Eukaryota; Metazoa; Nematoda; Chromadorea; Rhabditida; Rhabditidae
Source: the annotation of a GenBank genome assembly